This is a messenger RNA of Baudoinia panamericana UAMH 10762, 573 nucleotides long. RefSeq lists its product as uncharacterized. The record is from RefSeq and is a predicted model, not a curated record. Gene Ontology annotation, cellular component: mitochondrion. The transcript is spliced from 2 exons. Gene Ontology annotation, molecular function: flavin adenine dinucleotide binding; flavin-dependent sulfhydryl oxidase activity. NCBI's taxonomy places the organism in Eukaryota, Fungi, Ascomycota, Dothideomycetes, Mycosphaerellales, Teratosphaeriaceae. The coding region runs from base 1 to 573 and encodes 190 amino acids.
AUGAAGGCGGAGGGACAGCAACAGACGCAGCAGGACGAUGAUUCGAGACCUAAACAGUUGCCGAAGGGCGUGGUACUUGGACCUGACGGGAAGCCAUGCCGCUCCUGCACCUCCUUCGCAUCCUGGGCCGCCAUGACCAAGCAGCAGCAGCAGCCGCCCACCAGCAAGCCCACCACGAUCGCAACCCCACAACCACCCGCCCAAUCCGUAACAGCCCUCCAACCUCCCCAAGACUGCCCACCAGACGUCGAACAACUAGGCCGCUCAUCCUGGACCCUCCUCCACUCGAUGGCAGCCACCUACCCCGAGCGACCCACUGCAAACCAGCAAACAGAAACGAAGCAAUUCCUCACCCUCUUCAGCAGAAUGUAUCCCUGCUGGGUCUGCGCGGACGACUUCCGGACGUGGAUGACGCAGGGGAAUGAGCCGAGGGUUAGCAAUCGGGAUGAGUUCGGGAGGUGGAUGUGUGAGGCGCAUAAUGCGGUUAACGUUAAGUUGGGGAAGGAGUCGUUUGAUUGUAACCGGUGGGAGGAGCGGUGGCGGACGGGGUGGAGGGAUGGGAGGUGUGAGUGA